This is a messenger RNA of Aspergillus aculeatinus CBS 121060, 660 nucleotides long. RefSeq lists its product as uncharacterized. The transcript is spliced from 2 exons. Bases 1 to 660 code for a protein of 219 amino acids. NCBI's taxonomy places the organism in Eukaryota, Fungi, Ascomycota, Eurotiomycetes, Eurotiales, Aspergillaceae. The record is from RefSeq and is a predicted model, not a curated record.
AUGCUCAUGAAGCAUCUGAUCCUCACUCUCUUGACUUUGGUGUCUACCCUGUUCGGCUCCGUUCUCGCUUUGCCGGGCGAACCAAGCGACCCCGACUCAGAUGAUGGGGCUCCACCCAGCGGAGGAUUCCUCCCCCUCGUCAAGACGUUGCAGAGACUUGGAAUCGCUGGCAUCAAGCUUGACCGCACCCUCGAAAUGUCGCAAAUCACGCCCGAGACCCUACAGACCAUCCGGCAAUUGACCCAGGACAUCGAGAACAUCGUGACCCAAGCCACGGCUGAGGCAGACGCCCUGGAGGUUCUGGACCCCAUCCGCAGCACCAAGCUGACCAAGAAUGCCCUGCCCAUGAAGCCAGUGUUUGGCCACUUGCUCAAGGUCAUUUCGAAUGAGAAAGAGGGACUAUGCGCAGCCCAAUUUUGCCACGAGAUGCAGGACUUCUUGACUUGGAUGCGGAUUCGGUGCCACGAACUGGCAGAAUCUCUGCGAGGGAUCGUCGGGUUCGGGGAUGGAAAAUUGAUUGAAGUCUGUGCAGACCUGAUCGACAAGCAGUAUGCCAUGACGAUCACCGAGUAUGAGAAGCUUAUCCGAUCUGGCCGCGACGAGGACCAGCCCGAUGACCCAGGCGAUGAUGCGGGACCUCCUGGGCAGGGCCCCCUUUAG